AUGGAGAGAAUCGUCGAAGACUUCACGGGCGUCCUGAACAUGAGCGGGGACGGUGCUUUGAAAACAAGUCGUGCCCUAGAGGUCACAGGACUGGAUCUCCACAUCAAACAGAACACUUCUAGCCAUCGGACGGAUCGAUUCGCCAUAACGAGAUGCGGCGACAACUCUAGCCUCGUUGUCCGCCGCGGUCAACCCAUGAAGCUAAGCUUCAGUUUCAAUCGGAUAGUCGACUGGAGCGUGGACGACAUCAGCGUCGUUUUCAUUGCGCAAGGUAUCGGUCCAAGCGAGUUCGUCCUGCCGGUGAGCCAGCAGAUAUUGGACGUCGAUCAUCUUCAACAGGUCGACAACGGUUGGUUCAUAGGCACAUUGUAUGAUACGGAAGGCAUUCUCUCGCUCGCUGUGUUGUGCGCGCCCGAUGCUCCUGUGGGUCUCUACAAGAUUCGUUAUAAAGUGACCAACAAGAAGACCAAUGUACAACGUGAGACCAAUCUUCAGGAUUCAAUCUAUGUUCUCUUCAACCCGUGGCAUCCGGACGACGACGUCUUCAUGCCCGAUGAGGAUCUUCGAGCAGAGUACGUUUUGAACGACUAUGGGAAAGUCUAUCAAGGGACUCACGAUUAUCCUGUUGGCAAAGUUUGGCACUUCGGACAAUUCGAUCACAUCAUUCUUCCAACAAUAAGCUAUCUCGUUGACCUGGGAAAAAUUUCUGUGAGUGAUCUACGUUCGCCGAUACGUAUGGCUCGGCACAUUUCUGCGCUGGUCGACCAAACCGACGACGAAGGAAUCUUGCGCGGCCGAUGGGAUGGCGACUACAGUGACGGUGUUUCUCCCAUGACUUGGAGUUCGACGACAUCAAUCCUCGAAAUGUACAUGCGGAGAGGCGGAGCGCCUGUUUUCUACGGCCAGUGUUGGGUUUAUGCGGCCGUUGUCACUACGAUUUGUAGGGCUCUGGGCAUACCGUGCCGUCCCAUCACCAACUUCGAGUCAGCGCACGACACUGACGGCAACAUGAAUGUCGAUUCAUUUUCGGAUGAGAACGGGAUGCCACUCGACGCAGCCAACAAAGAUUCGUCGUGGAAUUUCCAUUUGUGGAAUGAGGGCUGGAUGAGAAGGCCUGACCUCGGGCCCGAGUUCGAUGGAUGGCAAGCGUUUGACGGGACUCCGCAGGAGAAGAGCGAGGGUCGCUUCCAAACGGGACCAUGUCCCGUGAAAGCGAUCCAGGCUGGCAGAGUCGACGUGAAUUACGAUGCCCGUUUCGUUUUCGCCGAAACUAACGCACUAUUCUACGAUUGGGUUCGAGAUCGAAGCGAGCCCUCGGGCUGGAAAGUGGUCUUCACAAAUCGUGAAGCUGGAAUGUUGGUGUUGACGAAACAGCCGGGCGUUCUGAGACAGAACGACUCGGCUGACGACGCCAUGGCGAUAACUUCCUCCUAUAAAUGUAACAACCUCGAGGCCCGCCAGCAGCUCCUCAGACACGGGGAGGCAGCCAGCAGCGAAGACGUUCAGUACGAGCUGGUUAAACUUAAACGUGUCAAAGCCGGGGAUGCAUUCGAUGUUAUCGUGAACAUAAAAAACCUGAGCUCCGCUAUCCGGACUGUUGACCUCGUGAUUUCAGUGGCCUCACUCGAAUACACUGGCUCUAUCAGUAAGUACGUGAAGCGACAGAAAAUCCAUGGAGUCCAGAUGGAACCUCACAGGUCGAUGCCGUGUGCUAUACAAAUCCUGCUUGAAGACUACCAGGCUAAAAUAACCAAUUUUGGUCUGCUCAAAGUGAUGGCUGGGGCCAAAACACUCGAGACUCAGAAAACAUGGGCUGGUCAUUUCGCUCUUAAACUGGAGAUGCCGCGCUUAGAGGUGGCGGCCGCAAGGGACGCAACAAUGCAAAGCGAGAUUCAUUAUAGCGUGAGCUUCCUGAAUCCCCUCUUCAUUCCGCUCACCAACUGCGAGCUGGUGAUAACCGUUCCUGGUCUGAUUAAUCAUCAGGUUGUGAGGGAUCUGCCUGUGAUCCCUGGCGGAGGGAGCUUCAAGUGGCGCGGCAAAGCAAUCUCCACCAGAAGCGACGAGAAAAACUUCAUCAUCACUUUCAACUCCAACCAAAUCUCCGGCGUUGAAGGCUCGUUGACAGUCGUGAUUUAG
Galendromus occidentalis (western predatory mite) is the source of this 2136-nucleotide messenger RNA. Its product is annotated as hemocyte protein-glutamine gamma-glutamyltransferase-like. Gene Ontology annotation, biological process: peptide cross-linking. NCBI's taxonomy places the organism in Eukaryota, Metazoa, Arthropoda, Arachnida, Mesostigmata, Phytoseiidae. Gene Ontology annotation, molecular function: protein-glutamine gamma-glutamyltransferase activity. The record is from RefSeq and is a predicted model, not a curated record. Bases 1 to 2136 code for a protein of 711 amino acids. The transcript has a single exon.